AUGGCGAACGUCGAGGAGCCCGAGCAAGUGUCCAAAACGACUUCGAUCCUCGUCGGGGUUCUGGUGGUCAUGCUGUGGGAAGUGCUAUGCACAUCCUUGACCAAGGAGAAGCCCACCAUCGUGACCGAGUUGGUUGCACUGCUCUGCCGCGGCCGCAAGGAGAAGCUGCGGAACCAACGGCAGGGCCUGGCUCAUGUGCUGUGCCAGAAGAUGGACGAGUUCUCUCAAGAGAACGCCAAGGCCCACUUCUGGUCGGCCCGCACCUGGUCUCGAGAGUUCGAGCCAAGCGAAGAGCUGAGUACCUGGGAGCUCGAGGACUCUUCUUGCGGUCCGAGUCGCUUUCUGCCGCUUCCCGGCAUGUCGGUCAUCUUCUUCGCCGAGCACACGAUCACUAAACGGCAGAGCGAAGGCAGCAUCGACAUCACGCUGCUGCGUGUUGGGGACCUCAGCAAUGAGGUGGCGGUGGAGCUCGCCACAAUCGUUGGGACCGCGAAGGCCGAGCACUGCUUCAAGGCCUCCAAGGGCCUGGCGGUCUUCCCUCCCGGCCUUAGCUCCGCGACCUUCUCCGUGGAGCUCAGGCCCCACGAAGGCUUCAUCUCGCAGCGCUUCUUCGUUGUCCACGUGGAGCGCAUCCUCGGCCAGGCCACUAUGGGCAGCUGCUUCUUCACCCGCGUGCGGCUGCUGCCGUCAGGGGUCUGGCCGGAAGGCCUAAAAGCGGCUGACGUGGAAUGCCCAAAUCCCAGUCGUCUGGUGAGGCUGAAGAUGGUCUGGGCCUUUGCCGCGAUGAUGCUACGGCGCCGGGGGAUCCGCCUCUGGAAGGUGAUGGCCUCCAUCGUAUGGCUGGAUUUCCACCGUGUGGUCAUGAACACGCUGCUGCUCAACUACGCGAUCUACGACUUUUGCUUGACGAAGGCCAGCUUCGAGGCCGCGUGCCACCGUCUGCCUUUCAUCGUCCUGGCGAAGCUGGUGCUGGUCUGCGUGGACAGGCUGGCUAGCCACGUCAAGGCGGCCAUGCUGGGCAGCCUCUCCACCACCCGCCUACUUCAGGAGGUGCUCCUGCACAGGUACCUGCAGCUUCCCAGCGACGUGCUGCACCUUGGCACCUUCCUGCACAUGCUCUUCGACACCGUGCCCGAAAGCGUGACCUACGGCUACAAGACCAUCUUCCAGCUGGCGCACAGUUCGGUGUCCAUGGUCUUUUCUGUCCUCAUCGCACUGGUGGUGCAGGUUUUGAAAGGGGAGGUGCCGCCCCGCAGCGCCUGGCAGCCGCUUCUCUGGAUCCUGGUGCCGAUGUGCUGGACAGUGAUCAUCAGUGUCUGUCAGCGGCGGAGUUCUUUCAAUCGAUGGGCCGUGCAGGCACGCGACUCUGACAUCGAGAAGACCUCGGCCAUGGUGGAGCUGUUGAACUGCCGGCAGUGGCUACGAGCCUACGACGGCUCGUACCCUGUGCAGCAUGUGCGGAGCACGUUUGAUGAUGCCUGGUCCAGCUUCCUGGAAAAGCGGACCUUCUUCGGAAUCUACAAGAACGACACACAGUGGCUGGCUCGCUACGUCGGGGAGCUCACGAAGGUGCUGGGGAUUCUGUUCGGUGGCUAUGCGGUCGUUCAACACACGCAGAGUGGGGAGGGCAACAUGACCAUCGGCCGCUUCACAGUGUUUGUCAGUCUCUACAGCAUCAUCGUCGACGUGCUCUACAGCUUCAUCGACGCGUGGGAUGGCCUGGUCUAUGCAGGGAUACUCGUUGAGGAGCUUGCGCAGUUCAUAAACAGGCCCAGCAGGUGGCUCCAUCAGCUCUCUGACGAGCACGUCGAACCGGAGAGCCAUCCAGUGCUGACGGGCUCCUUCGCCAUAAAACUGGCUUCUGUGAGCUUCCACCUGGAUGCGAUGCCUAGCAAGCUAUCAUCAACGGAUGCAGAUAUUCCACUGGGCCGCACAUAUGGUAUCCGGACGCUCAAUGAUGCGAGCUCCUUGCGUCGGCAGCUAGGUGAGAUCCUGGGUGGAUUGCGGGAACCGCCUGGCAAGGUAGACUUGGUCGGCUGCGCCAGGUUCCUACUUCUGAAACCCCCAGUCACCUUGGCGACCGGAUCCGUGCUGGAGAACCUGCUCUCCAACGCCGCGGCGUGGGUGCGGGCGAGUGACGUCAUCGCGCUCUUGGCCAUGUUGGGCAUCCCGUUGCCACCGCCGCCGGGUGCCCAGCCGCGGCACGCGCUGGACCCGGCCGUCCUUCUCCAGGCGGUGAAGCAAGCUGCUGAGCUCCAUGGGGCCACGCCGUCGCAGCUCAAGAGCGACAAGCUCUACGCCCACUGCACCUGGUUCCGAGAUCGCUGUGUCGAGUCUGACAUCGACGUGCUGUCGCAGAUCACGAGAGCAGAGGAGCUUCUGCAGCCCUCGGAAAAAUUUCUGUUCGACAUCGCACGUGGUCUUCUCGCUGACCCGGAAGUGUUGGUGGUUCAGGACAUCUUGGGAGUGCUGCCGCUGCCUCUGGCGAGAAACGCGCUGCAGGUUUUGUGGCUCUGGCAGCGCCUGGGAGGCCUCAAAGGCGUCAUCCUGGCCUUGGAGGGCGGCAUGGCGGCGGUGCCACCGCUCUUUCCUCCAUGGCUCACACCUUGCGGCAGCCUCCCGCGCACCGUCUUCAUUUCAGAGUCCACGAUCGUUUGUGCAGGGCUCCAUUUGAGCAGGACCAUCGAUUCCUGGUUGCUUUUCCAGCCAUCCGGAUUGCUGGAAAUCGUGGAGGGCGGAUCCAUCGACGAUUGA
Molecule: messenger RNA, 2754 nt
Organism: Symbiodinium necroappetens
Lineage: Eukaryota; Dinophyceae; Suessiales; Symbiodiniaceae
Source: the annotation of a GenBank genome assembly